CCUUAUCAUUUGUGCUUCGAACUGAGAAGAAGAUCGGUGACGAUCACUGAAGGAUCGCCGUUGUGACAGUGUAGAACACUCCCGUGCAUCGGAACUCGGAUUCCGGGAGUAUGUACCGACCUCUUCUGAUCCUCCUUCGCUAUACAUCAGCGGACGAAUCGCCAUUUUCACUGUGUAACCUUCGCUCGAUUCCCUUUUUCCGCUUCGCCGAGGACAAAGCAUUUCCAUGUCUUGGCAGGUACGCGGUGGUGACGGGAGCGAACAAGGGGAUAGGGCUGGAGACGGUCAGGCAACUGGCGUCGCGCGGAGUGACGGUGGUCCUGACGGCGAGGGACGUGGGGAGAGGGACGGAGGCGACGGAGAAGCUCCGCCGCGAGCAUGGGCUGACGAAUGUGGUGUUCCAUCAGCUCGACGUGCUGGACCAGAAAAGCGUCGACGCUCUGGCCGACUUCAUCCGCGACCAAUUUGGACGGCUUGAUAUUCUCGUGAACAAUGCUGGAGCAUCAGGAGUCAUUAUUGAUGAAGAUGGGCUGAAGGCAAUGAACAUAGACCCUGCCUCUUGGCUCUCGGGCAAAGUGGCCAAUUUGGUUCAGGGAGUGGUAAAGCACAGCUACGAGAGUUCACAACUCUGCUUGAACACAAAUUACUAUGGUUGCAAGAGGGUGACAGAGGCACUCCUCCCUCUCCUACAGCUCUCAACUUCUGGUGCAAGAAUAGUCAAUGUUUCUUCCCUCAGGAGUGAGCUCAGGAGAAUCCCGAGCGAGAAAACGAGGAAAGAACUGGGCGACUUGGACACCCUGACCGAGGAGAAGAUCGACGGGGUCAUAAAAAGAUUCUUGCAUGAUGUGAAAGAGGAUUCUCUCGAGGCCAAUGGGUGGUCGAUCAUGCUUCCGCCGUACAGCGUCUCGAAGGCCAGUUUGAAUGCUUACACCCGAGUUCUCGCCAAGAAGUACCCCAACAUGUGCAUAAAUUGUGUUCAUCCCGGCUACGUCAACACAGACUUGAACUGGCACACGGGGACCAUGACCACUGAAGAAGGGGCUAGAGGUCCAGUCAUGCUGGCGCUUCUGCCAGAGGGAAGUCCCACAGGCUGCUAUUUUGAUCAAACGGAAAUAGCCGAGUUUUGAAGAGCCGAGCUCUUGUAAGAGCUCUUGAUACCGAAGCUGCUUUUCGCAAUGCCUUUUCCGGCUACAGCUGACUGGCGAAACAUAAUGUGGACUUUUUGCAUCAGAUUUACGGGCUAAUAAUUGGUGCAAGAUUCUGGUUUUACACUUCAGUUCAGCCUUCUUGAGAAGAGACAUUAAUCUCAAUGCAAGUUAUGGACACCUCUUUCCUAUAAUUUCAAAAAUCUGAAGAAUCCACUAUCUGAGUUUUUCGUAGCGAGGAUUUGAAUCCCUCUCCUUCGGUUUCCAUUGAUGACUUAGUAUUUAUGGAUCUACACGGAUCCAUGUGUCUUUAUAGAUCCUCUACAUGGAUUAACAAAAAAUUCGCAAAUACCGUAUAUGAAGUAGCAAAUUCUACAAGCAGGACAAAGUGGGACAUCUAGCUCAAUCCACAACAUCCAUUAUUAUCCGACCACUUA
This is a messenger RNA of Rhodamnia argentea, 1582 nucleotides long. RefSeq names its product (+)-neomenthol dehydrogenase-like. The coding region runs from base 111 to 1127 and encodes 338 amino acids. Gene Ontology annotation, cellular component: membrane. The record is from RefSeq and is a predicted model, not a curated record. NCBI's taxonomy places the organism in Eukaryota, Viridiplantae, Streptophyta, Magnoliopsida, Myrtales, Myrtaceae. The transcript has 4 exons. Gene Ontology annotation, molecular function: oxidoreductase activity, acting on the CH-OH group of donors, NAD or NADP as acceptor.